UUUGUCACCAGUCCAGUCAUGAGUAAUCUAAGUUACCGUAUCACCAGCUACUUUUGGUGUCCAGAAAGGGAGAAGUUGUACAGAUCAGUGCUCGCUCAGCCAAGGAUUUGCCUACUGCUAGACUAAGGUGGUUGAUGGAAACCACAUGACGGUUCAGCCCUGAAGUCGUUUUUUUUGGGAGUGUGUGUGUGUGUGUGUGUGUGUGUGUGUGUGUGUGUGUGUGCGUGUGUGUGCAGUUUGCUCUGUACCUCAUUGAAACCAGCUUGCAUACAAGGGAAGUCAACCCCUCGCAAUUCCCUUCAGUACAGUACAGCCUCCUCCAGUCCUGUGAAGGGUUUGACACAGCUCCAGUCUGCUGGCAGAAAAACGAACUAGAGGAACAGGGAGGGAAACAGAAUUUAAUAGCAGAAGGGACAAGGCACUUGACUGGAGGAUUGUGCCCAACACUGUGAUACUCAGGACCAAUUUCUGACCAAAGCCUGGCAGCCCCUGCUAUGGAACACCUCCUGCUGUUGAUGCCCCUCCUGGGUCUGGUAAGCAGCAAUCUGCCCUUCGUACAGAGAGGCUUCUGGGACUUCUCCAUGGACGAUCCCAAUACCAAUGUUGAAGAGGAGGAGGAGGCUUCGGGCAUCUUCCCUACUUCGGGAGAGGCUGAGAAAGAAGAUGACAUCCCCUCUUUCUAUCCGGGCCUUUGUCCCUUUGGCUGCCAUUGCCACCUAAGGGUGGUGCAGUGCUCUGACCUGGGUCUCAAGGAAGUGCCGAAAGAGCUCUCGCCGGACACCAGUUUGCUGGACCUGCAGAACAACCAGAUUACCGAGCUGCGCAAAGAUGACUUUAAGGGGCUACACCAUCUAUAUGCCCUGGUAUUGGUGAACAACAAGAUCUCCAAGAUCCAUCCAAAGGCCUUCAGUCCCCUGCACAAGCUGCAGAAACUCUACAUCUCCAAGAACAACCUGGUGGAGAUCCCUCCUAACCUGCCCCCCUCCUUGGUUGAACUCCGCAUCCAUGACAACAAGAUCAAGAAGAUCUCCAAGGAUGUCUUUAAUGGGCUCAACAACAUGAAUUGCAUUGAGAUGGGCGGGAACCCUCUGGAAAACAGUGGGUUUGAACCUGGUGCCUUUGAUGGCCUAAAGCUGAACUACCUGAGAAUCUCAGAAGCAAAGCUCACUGGUGUACCCAAAGAUCUGCCAGAAACCCUAAAUGAGCUCCAUCUGGACCACAACAAGAUCCAGGCGAUUGAAUUAGAAGAUCUGAUCCGCUAUUCCAAAGUCUACAGGUUGGGCUUGGGACACAACAACAUCCGCAUGAUUGAGAACGGCAGCCUGGCUUUCCUGCCUAUCCUACGGGAGUUGCACUUGGAUAACAACAAGCUGUCCCGGGUCCCUCAAGGGCUGCCUGGCCUCAAGUUCCUGCAGGUGGUGUACCUUCACUCCAACAACAUUACUCACAUCGGAGUGAAUGACUUCUGCCCUGUGGGCUUUGGGGUAAAACGUGCCUCCUACCAUGGCAUCAGCCUGUUUGCCAACCCUGUCCCCUACUGGGAGGUCCAACCAGCCACAUUCCGCUGCGCCACCGACCGCCUGGCGAUCCAGUUCGGCAACUACAAGAAAUAAAGACAUCAGAAG
Molecule: messenger RNA, 1625 nt
Organism: Hemicordylus capensis (graceful crag lizard)
Lineage: Eukaryota; Metazoa; Chordata; Lepidosauria; Squamata; Cordylidae
Gene: BGN
Product: biglycan
Exons: 9
Coding region: 495-1613 (372 amino acids)
Molecular function (GO): protein binding
Source: RefSeq, a predicted model, not a curated record